Paramuricea clavata is the source of this 4542-nucleotide messenger RNA. The record is from the annotation of a GenBank genome assembly. NCBI's taxonomy places the organism in Eukaryota, Metazoa, Cnidaria, Anthozoa, Malacalcyonacea, Plexauridae.
GACAAGGUUCCUGGCGGUGAGGACAAGGUUCCUGGCGCUGAGGACAAGGUUCCUGGCGCUGAGGACAAGGUUCCUGGCGCUGAGGACAAAAUUCCUGGCGGUGAGGACAAAAUUCCUGGCGGUGAGGACAAAAUUCCUGGCGGUGAGGACAAGGUUCCUGGCGGUGAGGACAAGGUUUCUGGCGGUGAGGACAAGGUUCCUGGCGGUGAGGACAAGGUCCCUGCCGGUGAGGACAAGGUUCUUGCCGGUGAGGACAAGGUUCCUGCCGGUGAGGACACGCACUCAAACUUGUAAGUUAUGAUGUAGUUUUUAACUGUCAGGUAGAGAAAUGAUAGAACUUAAACCGUAGAUACUGUACCAUGCAUUAAACAUAGUCUUAAUAAACUUAUUAUAAUAUUAUUUUAUGAGAAUCUAGUUUUCCGUGAAAUUGCUUUUUUAAGACAUGUGAAUCGUGAAACGGCUUUUUUUCGUUGUGAAACGUGAUCCAUACCCCCCUUUCCCACCCUCAUAUAUAUUAUAAGAACUCUAUUAUUUUCUAGAUUACAAAAUUUACAAUCUACAUGCAUAUUGUACAUUAUUAUAUCUCAAGUUAGUUAGGGCAUCCAUUUAUAGAAAAUCAUGAAUUAAAACAAAAAUCCUAAAUCAUGCCCACUAAAAACUUAUUCAAAUUCAGCCAAGAAUUCUAUUAUUUUCUAUAUUACAAAAUUACAAUCUAAAUAUUAUACAUUAACAUAUCUCAAAUUACUCAGGGCCCCCUAUUUAUAGAAAAACAUACAUAAAACAAAUCAUGUCUCCUAAAAACUUAUUCAAAUUCCUAUCAACAUAAUCAUGUAUAGUUGUAUUAGAAACAUAUAUAUUAUAUGUUUCUAUAUUCUACAUUACAAAAUAUAAAAUUAUAUACUAUAUAUUAUGCACUAUUAUAUCUCAAAUUAAACAAAAAUCCUAAAUCAUGUCUCCUAAAAACUUAUUCAAAUUCCUAUAUCGACAGAAUCAUGUAGUUGUAUUAGAUACAAAAUUACAUAUAUAUUAUAGAAACUCUAUUAUUUUCUAUAUUACAGAAUUUAAUUACAAUCUACAUAUUAUACAUUAUUAUAUCUAGAAUUAGUUGUGCCCCCCCCCAUUUAUAGAAGAUCAUAAAAAUAAAACAGAAAUCGUAAAUCAUGUCUCCUAAAAACUUAUUAAGAUUCCUAUCAACAUAUAUCAUGUAGUUGUAUCAAUUACAUAUAUAUUGUAGAAACUCUAUAUUUUCAAUAUUACAGAAUUUACAAUCUACAUAUUAUACAUUUAUACAUAUAAAAUUAGUCGUGGCCCCAAUUUAUAGAAUAGAAAUAAAACAAAAUCCUAAAUCAUGUUUCCUACAAAAGUAUUCAAAUUCCUAUCAACAUAUAGCAUGAAAACCGUUUGACUCAAUAAAUCAUGAAAUACUACUACAAAAAAUGCACGACCAUUUUGGGAUAAUUGGCACUGAACUGGAAUUGUUUAAAUCUUACCUAACCAACAGGGAGCAACAAUGUACGGUUAAUGGCCAGAUUUCAUCACUUAAGAAAACAGUUUGUGGAAUCCCGCAGGGUUCUAUCUUGGGGCCGUUGCUGUUUCUACUAUAUAUAAACGAUAUGCCUAAAUCUUUAAAAUUUUGCACUCCCUCUAUGUAUGCAGAUGACAUGGAAAUUUAUACAUCUGCUAAAGAUGGUGACGAGCUGGUCACCAAUAUAAACUCUGAUCUUGAAAAUGUCCUUAAAUGGAUGUUACAAAAUAAGCUUCAAAUUCAUCCAACAAAGACAAAACAUACUGUAUGUACAUUGGAUCGUCUUUUAAUAUUAAAAACAAAAUUUCUCAGAACCCAAUUUUAAUUUAUAACGUACCAGUCCCCAGGACGGAAAACUACACAUGCCUGGGUGUUGACCUGGAUGGAAGGUUUAAUUGGGAAAAACAUAUAGAUAAUAUUUGCGCGACAGUUGGGGCUGGAAUUGGAAUUAUGAGAAGAAUGAAGCCUUUUGUACCAGUAGAAACACUUAAGCUAAUAUAUAAUGCCCUGGUGCAACCGUACUUUGAUUAUUGUAGCCCUCUUUGGGACAAUUGUGGAAGUGGUCUUAUAGGGAAAUGCUUCAAAGAUUGCAGAAUCGCGCUGCGAGAGUUAUAACGGGGUAUACUUUUGAUAUUCGAUCUGUUGAUGUGCUGAAUAUGUUAGGUUGGGAAUCCUUAGACCAUGCAGAGACGCAACUAUACAAAAUCUAUUUGGAUUUAUGAAAUAAUUAAUGACCAUGCCGCCCCAAAUUUAAAACAACUAUUUCGACGAUGCAGUGAAGGUGAUUCCCCUUAUGAUCUUAGGAAUCGUGAAACUGAUAUUAGUAUUACCAAAACCAAAGAAAGAAUUUCUUAAAAGAAGUUUUAAAUACAAUGGAGCUAUCCAUUGGAAUAAUCUGUCUAUUGAAGCAAAAAGCGCUGAUUCCGUUUAUUCAUUCAAGAGAAUUAUAAAAUCUACGGCGAAGUGUAGCUGACCUGUCCUCAAUAAUAUUUAUUUGUUUCGUUUAUAUAUUUUUGUCUACCUGUUAGUCUUUGUAUGCUUCAUGUAACUUUAAAAAAGUUAAAGUAUCAUGUAUGUUAUAUAAUAACUCUAUUAUUUUCUAUAUUACAUAAUUUACAAUCUACAUUUUAUACAUCAUUAUAUCUAAAAUUAGUUGGGAACCCCACUUAUAGAAUAUCAUAAAUAAAAAUAAAACAAAAAUCCUAAAUCAUGUAUCCUAAAAACUUAUUCAAAUUCCUAUAUAUCAACAUAUAGCAUGUAGUUGUAUUAGAUACAUAUAUAUAUAUUAUAAGAACUCUAUUAUUUUCUAGAUUACAAAAUUUACAAUCUAUAUAUUAUACAUUUAUAUAUAUCUCAAAUUAGUAGGGCAUCCAUUUAUAGAAAAUCAUGAAUUAAAACAAAAAUCCUAAAUCAUGCCCACUAAAAACUUAUUCAAAUUCAGCCAGGAAUUCUAUUAUUUUCUAUAUUACAAAAUUACAAUCUAAAUAUUUAUACAUUAACAUAUCUCAAAUUACUCAGGGCCCCUAUUUAUAGAAAAUCACAUAUAAAAAUAAAACAAAUCGUGUCUCCUAAAACCUUAUUCAAAUUCCUAUCAACAUAAUCAUGAGUUGUAUUAGAAACAUAUAUAUUAUAAGAACUCGGUUAUUUUCUACAUUACAAAAUAUACAAUCUAUAUAUAUAUAUUAUAAAUUAUUAUAUCUCAAAUUAGUUGCUCAAAUUAUCAUAUAUAAAAACAAAAUAAAAUCCUAAAUCUUCCCUGCUAAAAACUUAUUCAAAUUCUAAUCAACAUAUAGCAUGUAGUUGUAUGUAUUACAUUUUUUUAAUUAUGGGAACCCUAUUAUUUUCUGUAUUACAAAAUUUACAAUCUACAUAUUAUAUAUUAUUAUAUCUCAAAUUAGUUGGGUACCCCAUUUAUAGAAUAUCAUAAAUAAAAAUAAAACAAAAAUCCUAAAUUAUCCCUGCUAGAAACUUAUUUAAAUUCCUAUCAACAUAUAUGGCAUGUAGUUGUAUUAGUCUAUUCGAUAUAUUUUUUUUAUUAUGGGAACUCUAUUAUUUUCUAUAUUACAGAAUUUACAAUCCACAUACUAUACAUUAUUAUAUCUCAAAUUAGUUAUUAAAGUAGUUAAUUUGUCUCCUAAAAACUUAUUCAAAUUCCUAUCAACAUAAUCAUGUAGUUGUAUCAUAUACAUAUAUAAUUUAAGAACAGGAUUAUUUUCUACAUUACAAAAUAUACUGUACGAUUAUAUGCAUUAUUAUAUCUCAAAUUAGUUGUGGCCCCCAUUUACAGAAUAUCAAAACUAAAAAUUAAACAAAAAUCCUAAAUCAUGUCUCCUAAAAACUUAUUCAAAUUCCUUUAAUGCUUUAAUGCUUUAACGAAAUACUCCUAAAACAGUAUUAUACUACACUAGGAGGAGUUAUAUAUACUGAAAAACUAGAUAAUAUUUAUAUUUAUUUACAAGAAAUUAGUCUUCAUAAUCACUGUAUGACACAUAUAUUAGGCGGUGAUUAUAGAAUGAUGUUGUUAUAUGUUAUUAACAACAACAAUGGCAAAAGCGACAAACGACAAUAACAACAACGACAACAACUCUAAGACUAGAAAACGAACUGUUGUUAAGAUAACUGUAUUUUGUAGUUAAUUCGUAGUUGACAUUUUAUGGUUGACAUUUCGAAAACAGUAAACUUGGGCAACCUAUGUCCAAUGAGGGGUUGCUAGGCAACGGGUUUUAAGGUCGUUCGAAAAACGUUGUUCGUGAGAUUUUAUGAGGGGAAAUAUUACUUUUAUUAUUGUUCUUUUCGUUUAUUUUUGUUAAAUUAAAGUUUGUAAAAAGAGUUUCGAGUCUUGAGAACAUAUUUUUGGCGAUCCUGCCAGGACAUUGGAGUUUUAUAAUGAUAUAAUCGUGAUCUUUCGUUCGUAGUAUUGGAAAAAUAUUGACAGGCGGCAUUUGCAAGAAGUAUUCGUAUCGUUGUUGGAUUUAAUUUCGCAAAAGUGUGAGGAAUUGUCGAUGGUUGGGACGUAA